This is a messenger RNA of Trichomonas vaginalis G3, 420 nucleotides long. RefSeq names its product histone H2A. The coding region runs from base 1 to 420 and encodes 139 amino acids. Gene Ontology annotation, cellular component: nucleosome. Lineage: Eukaryota; Parabasalia; Trichomonadida; Trichomonadidae. The transcript has a single exon. The record is from RefSeq and is a predicted model, not a curated record. Gene Ontology annotation, molecular function: DNA binding; structural constituent of chromatin; protein heterodimerization activity.
AUGCCAGCCAAGAAAGGUGUUAAGAAGACAGCAACAAAGACAGCCGUUGAUGGUGAACGCCAACAUCCAAAGACACGUUCAUCCCGUGCCGGUCUUCAGUUCCCAGUCGGUCGUCUUCACAGAUUCCUCCGUGAAGGCCGUUAUGGUGAGCGUGUCGGUGCUGGUGCUCCAGUCUUCAUGGCCGCUGUUCUUGAGUAUCUUACUGUCGAAGUUCUCGAACUUGCCGGUAACGCUGCUCGUGAUAACAAGAAGACACGUAUUUCCCCACGCCACAUCAUGCUCGCUGUUCGUAACGAUGAAGAAUUGAACCAGCUCCUCUCCAACAUUACAAUCGCCUCUGCAGGUGUUGUUCCACACAUCCAUAAGGUCCUCCUCGGCAAUCCAAAGAAGGGAAAGGAUGCUUCCCAGACACAGGAGUAA